This is a messenger RNA of Hyalella azteca, 4130 nucleotides long. RefSeq lists its product as uncharacterized. NCBI's taxonomy places the organism in Eukaryota, Metazoa, Arthropoda, Malacostraca, Amphipoda, Hyalellidae. The record is from RefSeq and is a predicted model, not a curated record. Bases 278 to 2125 code for a protein of 615 amino acids. The transcript has 5 exons.
AGAAAACUCAAUUCAAAGCCACCAGUGCAAUACAUUGUGUUCAAGGUGAAUGAUACUCGUGCCUUUUAUUCCUGUGAAUUUUUACAAUGUGUCUGAAUUUUGCUCAAUUUGAGGUGAUAUAUUAGUUUAUUAUCAUUUUAAAAAUUACUUCAUAGAGUAGACAACCUGUUGCAAGGUCAUUUCUUAAUUUUUAUCAUUUCAUAGGAAUUAUUUUUUAUUUACACAUCAUUGUCUGAAUGAAGAAUAUAAUGGACCUCAAAAAGCGCUCAAGUUUGACAUGAAACCAAUAUUACGGACGUUAACGACGAUCGCAGAAUCUUGUACGCAUGCGCAGCCAGGUCCCGACAACGAUAUCUUAUGGCGGCGACGUUUCGCCAACGACCCUGACAUGAUGCACGAGCUUCACCGAUACAGAAGACUCAUGCUGCUCACCAUAUUACCCACCAUCGCUACUGAUACUGAAGAUAACAAUUCAUUCCACCCGCACGCUCACCUGCAUCCAUACAGAGGCAGAGCCACACCCACUCCACCCAUAGAACAUAAAAAUUCACCGACUCAACACAAGUCCCGGAAAGAAGUCACUUACGGGGACGGUUCCAAAGACUAUCUUCCUUCGGACAUCCGAGGGAUAGUGGAGAAGUCCAUCGUUGAUUCUGAAGACAACGAAGCUAUGCAUAACUAUUCAUUCUUCGCGGCUACUGAAGGUUCUUCGGAACUUCUCUCGAAAUCUGUCGGGAAUUUGGGCAGCGGGGGAUUGGCUGCCUCGAACGCCAGAAAAAAAAUUAAAUCCGCGAGCUCGGAAGGUCGAUUACCAACACCCGGGGCAGGGGUUGUACCCCAUAUGGAUCGAAACCCCAACAGAGGGACGAACAAAUCCAACAGACGUGUUAGUGUAGUACCGUUGAAUGGAGAUUCAUCAGGAAACGUGAACUGUUUAACGGAGUCAGAUACAGCAGAACUAGAUUUGUUGACUCUUGCCGAACUCUACCUUGAGAGCCGACAUCGAGUCUUCGGAGAAGAAUGGAACCAGAGGCAAAGUUCACAGGCAAGGGCGAGUGGCAGCUUGAUAACAUCAGGAGGGCUUGGUGGCACAGGCAUCACGCAAAGACCUCAUCGUCUCACGCCGAUGGUCAAAGAACCCGCGCUGCACGCUCCAGUCCUGCCUAAAAUUUCUCAUACGAAACCUGCUGCGCUCGUUACUGGAGGACUACACUUGUCUGUCAACUAUACGAACAACUUGGAUAUUGAAGCAUCCAUGAUCCUGAGGGACCGGGCGAAGGCGCUGAAGCCCCGCAUCCGCAGAUUGAAUUCCCUGGACGACCUGACGAGCGCCGGGGGCGGCGACCCUGGGGACCCCGAGGGCUCCCUCUACAGGCCCAGCAGCGCCCCGGACCUCGCCAACAAACAGCAAACAGCAACUGAUCCAGAAGGCGAUACGGACCAGAGCUCAGACAUGGACGUCACUCCUGCGAGGGCAAACACUCCGACUUCUGCACCGAAAAGCUCGGACCAAAAUCGUCCUCCUCUGAUCGGAGCAUCGCUUGCCACGUCACUGGCCAGACUCAAUUCUUCUCGACCAAACACAAUGGAUUCUGGCAGAGUUAAGAUCAUGAGCCCAGCACGCAAUAGGAUCACGGAGCCUAAAGAUACACUCCUGUUGAACCAUCGUUCACUACCGUCAAGUUUCAAGAAGAAAUCUGUUAAAGUAGAUGCGAAACAAUUCACAGAUUUGGACAUAUUACGGGAGGCGCAAGCAGCUGCAAAGGCCACGACGUUCGUGAAGCAAGGUAGUUAUCCUAUAGGAGCUAAAACCGUGCAGGGUUCAGGCGCCAGCAGCAGUUCACUUGCCACAAGGAAGCCUGUUGCUCCAAUAGGAGUCGAGUCCAGCACCUACAAAGAGUCAGGUCGAAGACAGUCGACUACUUCUGACGCGGUACAGCUAUUAAAAGGAAAAGAUAUUCCUAGUGUCUUCUCAAGCAUCAAUAGCAGACCAUUACAUCACUCGCUGCCAUCCAGGCUUUCGACGCCUCUCGCUCCGCCGCCCACGGCGCUGGCCGAGCACGGUCGGAAAAACAGCAGAGUUACCCUUACUCCUCUCGACCAAAGGAAAAUUUCAGCGCCGUAGCUAUGAGAUAAAAAACUACAAAUAGUCAAGAGCUACUCUUUAUUGCCAUAAGAAGUUUUGCCGUAGCAUUUCUUAUUUCAGUUCAAGGAAGCAUUUGAAUUUACCUAAUAAUUGCUAAUGUAUAUUCAAAAAAAUUAUAUCAUGGGAAAAAUGACCUAUUAUAUUAUUAUAUUAGUACAAUAAAACGCUGUCUUUCUGGUUAAUAAGUGUGAAUUCCUGGAUAAAUUGAUUUUGAUGCAUAUAUUGCACAUCUUUUAGUGAAAACGUACACCUGCGCAAGUAUUAGAAACUGAUAAACUAUGCAUAAGGAAACCCCAUGGGUUAAUGCUUCUAGAUAUGCGAUACGUUAUUUACUGGACGAUGAAUGAGGGUCAACUACGCGUGUGUGAAAAUAUAAUAUAAUAAAUUCAAUUUAGUUUUGUAUUACGGCAUUUUUUUAAUUUCCAUAACGACUAAACACUUUAAUGUUGCAAAGUAACACACAAAUAAUUUGUUCGGCAACUAUAAACAAUGAAUGGGUCCAACGCAAAUGUGAUACGUAGAUCAUAAGUAUGUGUCGACAUUCUUAUGAGAUUGUUUUCUACAAUUUGUCUUGUAUAAACCAUUACAAUUACGUCUGAAAUAGCAAUAAGUGCAGAGAAUAUUACAAAAUUUCAUGUAGAGGUUAUGCACUUAGAUUCAUCUAUAGAUACAACAUAUUAACACACCUGUUUCCUGUAUUAUUCGCUCAUAUAUAUUCAUUAUAAUGCUUUAGCUAGGCCAUGCACCUAAGUUGUAAAUAAUAUUUUAAUUCCUUACCGUAAUUGCCUUAAUAUAAAUGACAAAUGCUGAUUGAUUUUUUCAGUGACGCGCUAAGGUCCUGUCCAACAUAUUUAUGUAAUUUACGCAAUGUGUCGGCCCGAUUUACACCCAAUUAAUGUAUUAUUUGACUUAGCGUGUUGCUGGUUAUUACGUAACUCAUUCUGUUCCCAAAAUACCUUUUAAAUUUCACGUUUCAAAUCAUACGGAAUUCAGUUCCUUCAUAUUAUAUAAUAUUCUUAUUAUUUAAUCAAGCGCACAUAUAAAGUCGCGAGUUUCAGGAACCAUAGUAAGGGCUCGGAGUCUCAAAUCGUAAAAAAUUGUCAUUUUCAACAACUUCGGAGAAGCACGUGGUUUUGAAAGAACUAUGUUUACCGUCAUCAACAUUGCACGAUUAUGUCAAUAAAUAUUAAGAGUAAAGUAAUGAGUAAUGCAAAAUUUGGUUCCGAUAGUCAGGAAACUAAGGAUGAAAUCAAAAUUAAAACGUUUCCUGGAAUGGAUGGAGCAAACGUUUCGAAACUCUCCAAAGGAAUAUCUUUUCGAAAAUUAUCCUCGUAUACAUGAAAAUAUAUCAUUAUUUUUGUUAAGUUGAAAAAACAAUAAUACAAACAUUGAUACUCAUACUCAGCCUUCUCCGCCGUAGAUCAAAUCGCUGAAUAUGAAUCUCAGACACAGGAGCAGCCGGUGACACCACGGCAACUCUAUAAAGCACAUAAAAAUAACUAUUCAAGCUACCCUGUAAGAAAAAAAUGUCGAUAUUUACAUUUAGCAUCAAUCUAUUAUGAGGAAUUUCGAUGAAAGUUUUAAAAUCGAAGAAAAUAUGAUAAAUAAUUUUGGUUAUUAUCGAUAUCCACGAAACAUUUAAUUCGGGCGUCCUUCCCCGCCGCCAUUCAUCAGAACUUACCAACUUAGUAAAAAUAAAGUUCCAUUAGUUAUGCUCUAUUUCAUGUGAACUUUUUUAUGAAUCGAAUUGACCUGUUUUGUGUGUCUUCGAUUAGAGACUGGAGUGACAUUUUGUGCAAAGAUGAACAUUUAUGACAAGGAAAGAGCCUCUAUUUACUCUACGACGAACCAUAUGGUCCGAUCUGAGAGCCUUCUUAUAGCUGUUCAUAAAUUAAGAGCAAGUUAAUUUCCUGUUUGUUUUUUAAUUUAAAGCGCUUUCAGAUUAACUGUAAGAGUGUUUCUUUUUUUAACAUAAUAAAAGAAA